Molecule: messenger RNA, 2476 nt
Organism: Paramecium pentaurelia
Lineage: Eukaryota; Ciliophora; Oligohymenophorea; Peniculida; Parameciidae
Source: the annotation of a GenBank genome assembly
AUGAAUUGCUCUGAUCAUCCAUAAAAUCCAAUAACAGUAAUUUGUGUAGCAAAGCAUGAAUGCUAAAGAAAGCUUUGUGCAUAGUGUGCAUAUGAACAUAAUGUUGAGCUUCAAUAACUAUUACCUAUUAUGUUAUUUUAAGAUCAACUCUAAAAGAAGUUUUAAGAAUUUAAACUUGAAGAUAAGAAAUAAUUGGAUUAAUCAAGACUGAGUUUUAAAUCUCUGUUGAGUGAAACUGAAAAAAUGCUAUAAACAUUGUGGGCAAAAUUUUAUUCAUCAAUCAAAAUUAUUUAUGAUAUGAUUGAGCAAUAAGACUAGAAAUAUUUAAAUUUAAUUAAAUUUGAUAUACCCCCUUCAGAAGUAUCAUAUACUUAGCUGGAGCUAAUGGUUAAUAUUUUGUAAGAAGGUAUUUUAAAUAAUUGGAAUUCAUUAAAGUGUUAUUAUUUUAGUGAAUUAGACAAAGCAAAUUCUUAAUUUAAAGAAAAAAUUGAUCAAUUCAUGAAAAUUAUUAAUUCAUAAUUUUCAGGAAUUUUUUGGAGUGAAACAAUUCAAGAAUAUAUAGGUCUAGCAGAAUACAGUGAUAAAUUAACGAAAACCAAGUUUUAAAUUCAAUAUACGAAAAAUAGAGAUAUACUUUAUAUCUAAAAUGAAGAAACUAUUUACAAGUAUUUUCAAAGAUAUAAUAAGUUUUAAACAUAAUGAUUUAUUUACAACACCCAAAAUAUAUACAAAUUUAGAAAUAAUUAAGCAUUUUAAUUGGAUUGGGGAACUAGGAGAAAAAUAUUAAAAAGUUGGAUUAUGGACAGCAACUUGGAAAGGCGAAAGGUUGAUAGGAGUUGGUGGUUGGUAUUGCUAGGAUGGUAAAAAACAAGGGAAGUGGAAAGAAAUCAUCGAAAAUUUUCAUGAGUAUAAAAUAGAUAAUAAUUUUUAGUUAUAAAAAAAUAUUUGAAAUUGGAGAUUACAUUAAUAAUAAAAAGAAAGGCAAAUGGAUCUAUAUUUCUCAAGAUAAAGAAAUGUAUAUAUAAUAAUUAUUAAAAGUGGUGGUGGUGAAUACAAUUAAUAAGGAGAGAAAGAUGGGAAGUGGAUAGAGCUAAGCGAUAACUUUGAGUAAUUUAAAACAUAAGUAACUUAUCAUGGGAAAUAUUAAAAUGGUAAAAAGGUUGGCAGGUGGGAUAUUUUUAAAAGGAAAUGGGGCAGAGUUUUUGGAUCUUAUUAAAAACAAAUGUAAAUAUAUUAAAUAUAUCUUAAAUUAUUCAUUAUCGUAGUGGUGGAGGAUUAUAUGAUGAAAGAGGAUAUGAAAAUAAAAUUGGAAAUUGGAUUGAUAUUAGCAAAACAUUUGGAUACUAUUCUUAAGUAACCUAUUGUGGUGAAUAUAGAAAUGGAAAAAAAAUUGGUAAAUGGGAUACUUAUGACAACUGGAAUACAAACUAUAGGCUGUAAAUAUUAUUAUCAAAAAUAUUGUUUUAUCAACAUUUUAGAGGUGGCGGUUCUUAUGAUGAAGAAGGAAAUGAGGUUAAAUUUGGGAAUUGGAUUGAAUUUGAUGAGUAGAAUACCACCAUAACUUAUGAAGGCGAAUAUAAAAUUGGUAAAAAAGUUGGUAAAUGGGUUACUUGGUGGAGUUGUAAUGGGGAUUUUAAUAUGUAAAUAUGGGAUUUGAUAAAUAUAUUUUAGAGGUGGUGGGUCAUAUGAGGAUGAAGGAAAUGGCAUAAAAAUUGGGAAUUGGAUUGAAAUUAUUGAUGAGUUUGAUAAAUAGCAUAUGACUUAAAAUGGUGAAUAUAAAAAUGGUAAAAAAGUUGGUAGAUGGGAUUUUUUUGUAAAAGAUUUUUAUAAAAAACCAGAUACAAAGAUGUAUUUAAAAAAAUAUAAUUUAGUGGUGGUGGAUUGUAUAAUGAUGAAGGUGAUGAAAUUAAGAUUGGGAACUGGAUUGAAAUUAUUAUUAAUGGGUAUAAUGACUUUUAAAUAACUUCUACUGGUGAAUAUAAACAUGGUAAAAAAGCUGGUAGAUGGGACUUCUGGUUUAACAAAGACUAAAAUAAUUAUAAAAUGUAGAUUUUUGUUUCCUAAGGUAGUGGUGGUGGUUUGUAUGAUGAAAGAGGCGAUGAAAUAAAAAUUGGAAAGUGGAUUGUUAUCAGUAAUCAGCUUUCAAAAGAUAUUUUAGUCACCUAUGAAGGUGAAUAUAAAAACGGGAAAAAAUGUGGUAGAUGGGAUAUUUUGUUCAAUAGAAAAAAAUUGUAAUAAAUUAUUUAAAAGAAUUAUUAGUGGAGGUGGAUCAUAUGAUGCAGGAGAAUUAGGUAUAAAGACAGGAAAUUGGAUUGACUUUGAUGAAACAAGUGGAUAUUUUAAUGAUCAAGGAAUAAAAGUGGAGAAAGGUGAGUAUAAAAAUGGUCAAAAAGUUGGGGUAUGGGUGAAUAUUUUUAAAUGCUUUUUUGAUCAGGAAAAAAUUCGUCCUUUAAAGUAUGUGAAAUAUUAUAAUUGA